Salvelinus sp. IW2-2015 is the source of this 2493-nucleotide messenger RNA. NCBI's taxonomy places the organism in Eukaryota, Metazoa, Chordata, Actinopteri, Salmoniformes, Salmonidae. The record is from RefSeq and is a predicted model, not a curated record.
ACUCACCUCCCCAGUCAGUCCCGCUUUGAUAGGACAGCGCUGGCUUCCUGCUUUUAUGUUUCUGAUGCGAGUAUGGUCGCCGUGCCAGACCAGUGAUAUCAAUACUACCUCACUGUAACAGUUUUUCGGCACAAUUAAUGCCUCCUCGAUACGAAUAGUCAUAGCCUACAUAUGCUAUAAAUACUUGAAACGUCGGAGUGGACUGCUUGCAAUAACCUGAGUGUCUACAGUUUGACUGGGUUCCCACUGCUCUGGGAACAUAUCUGAUGGGGUUUGGGGAGGACCUGUGGUGUCCCCAGGCCAACGCGGCCCUGAUGCGGCUACAGGACUCGGAGCUGCGUCUGAUGGAGGUGAUGAAGAAGUGGAUGAGCCAGCGGUCCAAGAGCGACCGGGAGUUCUCUGUUCAGCUGCACCAGAUGGCUGCCAUGGUUGAGAAACUGGAGGGGCCCCAGCCUGGGGGAGGACCGGACUACAUCAGCCAGCUCAGUCAGUCGUGGGGUGUGUUGGUGGCUCAGACGGAGAGUUUGAGUCGUGUGAUGCGGCGGCAGUCUGAGGACCUGCAGGUUGGGCCUCUCAGCAAACUGACCCUGCUGAUCAGAGACAAGCAGCAGCUCAGGAAGACCUACGCAGAGCAGUGGAGCCAGCUCAGCCAGGAGCUCAGCAGGGUCAGACACACACACNCCCUGCUGAUCAGAGACAAGCAGCAGCUCAGGAAGACCUACGCAGAGCAGUGGAGCCAGCUCAGCCAGGAGCUCAGCAGGGGGGUUCAGCACCACUACAGCCAGGCCCAACCUGCCCUGCUCAUGGCACUACAGAGCCUACAGCAGGAGAUGGUACUCGUACUGAAGGAGAUCCUGCAGGAGUACUAUGACAUAUCCAGUAUGCUCCAACAGGAGGUCGUAUCUGUCCACGAGGAGAUGUCUGCUGCUUUGAUGGCCAUAGAGCCACACAGAGAGUAUGAGAGCUUCAUCCAACAGAACAGGUCUGUAGGGGAGGUUCCGGUGUGUGUAGAGUUUGACUCUGGUCUUCUGGAGAACACAGAUCGACUAAAGACUGGAGAGCUGGAACUAAAUGAGCUUACAGUGGAGGGGAUCCAGCACAGGUUGACUGCAGUGGAAGAGGAACUGCUGUCUCUGGCUGGUAAUGUGGUUUCCCAACAGGCCUCAGUCAACCAGCUGGAGUUGGAGCUGGAGGCAGAGGAAGAGGGCAUCAAACGGGGUCAGAGGUGGCCUGCCCUGUCCAGUCCCAGAGUUAGAGCGCCCCCUGGAGCAGCAGAACUGGUACCACGGAGUCAUACCAGGCUGGAAGUCCAGGAGCUGCUGAGGGUAGCGAUGGAGACUUCCUGGUCAGCACGAGUCAGGGCAAGCAGGAGGACCUGGCAGCCCGUAACUGUCUGGUGGGAGACAGACAGGGUGAAGAUCAGUGACUUUGGGAUGUCUCGCGAGCAGCAGGACGGGGUCUACUCUGCCGCGGGGGGCCUCAAACAGAUCCGGUCAAAUGGACGGCCCCGAAGCCCUCAACUAGGGAGGUACACCACGGAGAGUGCAUGUGGAGUUUUGGAGUUCUCCUAUGGGAGAUAUUCUCCAGGGGAGUCACCCCCUACCAGCAUGUCCAACAGCAGACCGGGACGAGGUGGAGAAGGCUGGAAGUCCCAGGAGCUGCUGAGGUGUGAUGGAGCACUUCCUGGUCAGACAGAGUCAGGGCAAACAGGCAGAAUAUGUACCCUGGAUGGAGGAGGGAUUCCACACCGUUCCAUGCUGAUGAACCACUGGUCUCGUCACACCAACAUUCACAAGAGGUCUGACAUUGUCCUGAAGAGACCUGUCCUCAAGUUGAAUGGGUAUGGCAUCUCUACAGGAUCACUGUCAAAUGUAAUAGCUGUCUCAAUGCUGCRCCCUGCCUGUGUUUCAGGGAGGUACACCACGGAGAGUGACGUGUGGAGUUUUGGAGUUCUCCUAUGGGAGAUAUUCUCCAGGGGAGUCACCCCCUACACCAGCAUGUCCAACCAGCAGACACGGGACGAGGUGGAGAAAGGAUACCGGAUGCUAGCCCCAAACUCCUGUCCUCCAGAUGUGUAUGCCAUUAUGUGUCGCUGCUGGCAGUACGACACCAGGAACCGGCCGUCSUUCAGCAAACUCAGGACCGAACUCAGUGCUUUAUACCACAAAGUGUCCUUACUCAAGUGACUUGUUUGAUUCUCUUUUACCUUUUUAUAUGGAGCAAAUGUUGCCUUUAUUUAAUAUACAUUGAUUAUAGAGAACCAGUUGCUAUGUGAUCUUGAUUUUACCAUAUUUAAGUAGUGAUAAUGCGCCAGGCUGUGAGACCACAGGUAAUGUAAAUACACAGGACAUGUGUGUAUUGAAAAUAUUGGUACCAUAUUCUACAAAGUAGAAUAUUCUAUCUGUUGAAUGUUGCUAUUGUUUGCUGUAUUACAUUACUGUAAAUGUACAAAUUGAAUGUUCCUAUUAUAUUAGCUUCAAAGAGUUGAUGGGA